CUGCAGGAGAGCAGCCCGCGAUGCAGACCCAGGCGCACAAAGGUUACCGCGUUGCCGCCGGCCUGAUGCUCGGCGUUAUCGCACUAACUGGCAUCGGCGCGAGUAUCAGCAGGCGUGGCGCCGGGGCGAGAUCAGAGGGUUCUGCGGCAGAGAUGCCGGAUGCCGGUGUGGCAGCGCCAAUCACCGCGCCUACGGAGAAGGCGUUUCGCGUGUGCGGUCAGUACUGUGGAGACAACUGGUGCAGCGGGCAGAAGAUCAAAGAGUCUGACUGUGCGUUGCUUCCGGAGCUGGCCGAGCCCGAGCACUGUUAUGACAGAUGCUGCCAAAAUCACGACUUUUGCUGCACCGCCGGCCACGAGCAGCGGGAUUGCAACCACAACAUGGUUGACUGCGUCCAGGCGUGCGCCGCCACCGACUUUGGAAACGCCGAGAUGGCCAACUGGCUGCAGUGCGGCUUUGCGCUCGAAGCCGCCAUGUCGGUUAUCCAGAGAUGCGAGUGUGGGCUAUGCCCGACGCCGCAGUCCGCGUGGGACGAAAUGAUGGACCCGGGACACGCCGAUAAACUGCGUCGGCAGUACAACGGCUCGCGGACCCGGCCUGGUUGGUACCAGUUUGGCUGAGCGAAGGCCACCUCCCAUCUGGACGGCUGUGAAGAGCAUGGCUUGCUUCAUCCCGUUAGCCCGCGGUCGCAACCGAAGGCGACCCCAUGUCGUGGCUUGCCUGUGCGCCCAUUGGUCCCCCGCCCCCUGUUGUGCUGUUGCACCGGUGCAUCUGGGCAUAUAUGUGUUGAGAUGCGGCAUGUGUGUGCGUGUGUGCAAAAAUGACUGCUGUUCUCUGGGGGGGCGCGGGGGCCCCCGGAGGCACCGUGCGCCGCGCAGCAGUACGGAAAUGGGGCUCCGGCUCUAUGAGUCUCUAUGAGCACCGACUUCCCGAAUGAUCACGGUUGAUCAGAGGGCA
This is a messenger RNA of Emiliania huxleyi CCMP1516, 957 nucleotides long. RefSeq lists its product as hypothetical. The coding region runs from base 21 to 620 and encodes 199 amino acids. Gene Ontology annotation, molecular function: A2-type glycerophospholipase activity. Gene Ontology annotation, biological process: arachidonate secretion; phospholipid metabolic process. The record is from RefSeq and is a predicted model, not a curated record. NCBI's taxonomy places the organism in Eukaryota, Haptophyta, Isochrysidales, Noelaerhabdaceae. The transcript has a single exon.